This is a messenger RNA of Fusarium oxysporum Fo47, 3388 nucleotides long. Its product is annotated as cytochrome P450. Bases 1 to 3132 code for a protein of 1043 amino acids. NCBI's taxonomy places the organism in Eukaryota, Fungi, Ascomycota, Sordariomycetes, Hypocreales, Nectriaceae. The transcript has 6 exons. The record is from RefSeq and is a predicted model, not a curated record. Gene Ontology annotation, molecular function: transmembrane transporter activity; heme binding; iron ion binding. Gene Ontology annotation, biological process: transmembrane transport.
AUGGCAACAAAACAAUUUUAUCUCUUGGGGGAGGCUCCGUCCACCGCUAGAGAAGUUGACCUGCCGCCGGCUGUUGACUUUGAGGAGCUUCAAAACAUUGUCGCAUCUCACUUUGCCAUUGUCAAGCCAAAUGGCGUUGGCUUUGUUCACGAUGAUCGAAGGCUCAAUGUAGCAUCUGAAGUCUUGGAUAAAGAAGAGCCAAUCGCUGUCUCCGUCAAUGGUAACGCUGUUCGUGAUGUGCCCGGCCCAGCUGGCAUUCCAUACUUCGGUAACUACCUAGAGAUCUACCCCGAUCAUCUCGGCAACCACCAGCGCCUAUUCGAGAAAUAUGGGCCGUUAUUUGUCACAAACAGCAUGGGCAACCGCCUCUACCAGACCAAUAGCGCCGAGCUCUCCAAUAUCUUCCUCGCCGAAGACCACUAUUUCACGAAAGACAUCGUCCCCGGCCAUCCCCUCCACCCAAUCAAGAACCAAGAAGCAGGCGUCUUUCUUGCCGAUACCGACACGGAGCAAUGGCGCCUUGCUCACAAAUUCCUCCCGCCCGCGCUUGGACCAAAAGCCGUUCGCCAUUACGCUCCCACCAUGCAGCGAACGGUAGAGCAGUCCUUCAAAGUCUUCGAUGAGCUUGAUGGAAAGGGCGAAGCGUGGAAUGUCUACCAGUACAUGCUGAAGCUUGGCUCGCAGGCAGUGGGUAAGCUUGUCCUAGGUAUGGACUUUGCGCAUUUCGAGGCAGUGGACUCGUCGCUGCAUGAGAUGGUUCUCAAGAUUGCUGAGAACCUGGAGCUGAAUAAGCGUGUGUCGUCUAUGGGAGCUUGGUAUGCUAAGAUGCCGUUUGGUGAUCCGAAGAAGGUUAGAGAUACGAUGGGGAGGAUUAUGGAGAUGAUGACGGAGUCGAUUGCCAGAGCUUCGAAGGGACAGGAAGAUCUGGAACUUCAAGAUGCAGCGCUCAAGGCUGAGAAUGUUGUCGACAACAAGGGCAACAAGCUGCCGCCCUCCCAAUUCGCCCCAACCUUGCUCGUAGCUACAGCCGCCGGCUUCACCACCACGUCAUCUUUGCUGUCCUGGCUGAUCUACAGUCUUGUCAAGUACCCAGGAAACCAAGAACGCCUUGUCCAAGAACUUAUCGACAACGACUGGGAUGAGGAUACACAAGUCACAGCCGAGACAACGAGCAAGCUAAGCUUCCUAGACAAGUUCAUCAAGGAAACCCAACGCUUGCACAAUCCCUCCUUUCAGCCCGGUCGCACCGCCAAGGUUGAUAUGAUCUUGCCAGGAGGUUACAGAUUACCCAAAGGCGCAGUAGUCAUCUCAGCACUGCAUCACAUGCAUAACAACAAGGACAUAUGGGAGAACCCGGGGCGCUUUGACCCUGAUCGCUGGGAUACAGAACAGGUCAAGAAUCGGCCCCCCGGAUCUUACAUCCCAUUCGCGACAGGCCCAAGAAUGUGCGUCGGUUUUAACUUUGCGUUGCAGGAGAUCAAGGUGUUUUUACCGAAGCUUGUGUAUCGGUACAAGUUCAGCUUGGCGCAGGACGGGCCUAUUGAGUAUGAUCCGUACUUCCAGCUGAUUCGGCCGAACAAUUUGUAUGUAAAUAUCUUGCCUCGACGACAAUUAGUUACCGCCCUCGCUACCCUCUCCGCGGCUUUACUACUCGUUACAAUUGAUCAAAAUGGCAUAUCAGUAACUAUCCCCACCAUUGCGAAAGACUUAGACGCCGGAGCUACCAUCUCAUGGGCUGGCACAUCCAGCUUGAUCGCCAAUACCUGUUUCCAGAUGCUCUACGGAAGACUCUCUGAUGUUUUUGGUCGCAAGGUUAUUUUCGUAUCUGCAGCGUUAUUACUCUGUGUGGCAGACUUGCUCUGCUCGUUGAGUCAGAAUGCGAUUAUGUUUUACGUCUCUCGGGCCAUCGCCGGUAUCGGCGGCGGUGGUGUUCAGAACCUUGUCAACAUCAUCAUCUCGGAUAUCGUCACUCUUGAGCAGAGAGGAAAGAUUCAAGGAGUUGUUGGAGGCACCGUUGGAUUGGGUAAUGUGAUCGGACCCUUCAUUGCCGCCGGUAUCAUGCAAAAGUCAUCAUGGAGAGUGUUCUUCUGGCUUUUGACCCCGUUGUCGUUCAUCACCGCGGUUUUAGCCUAUAUCUUUCUCCCCUCCAAGCCCCCGACUAUUGGCUUUUGGGAAGGAAUUUCCAAGAUUGACUGGGUGGGUUCACUGGUAUCAGGCGCUGGUAUUGUACUGCUUCUGAUCCCUAUCUCCGGAGGAGGUUCAUAUUUCUCAUGGGACUCGCCACUAUCGAUAAGCUUCCUUGCAGUUGGCGGUGCGCUGUUCAUAGCCUUCAUAGGAUGGGAAUGGAAGAUGGCAAAGCUUCCAAUGAUGCCCAGUAAGAGGACCUGCCUGAAGUUCGUUUCCAAGAUGAAUAUAACUGAUCAUUCCAAUUUAGUUGAUAUCUACAAGAACUCAAGCCUGGCUAUCAUGCUUGCCCAGAACUGUCUGCUCGGUGCUGUUUACCAGUCCUACCUCUACUACGUUCCACUUUAUCUCCAAAACCCUCACCAGUACAGUGCGAUCAAAUCAGCAGCGGUUUACACCCCAUUGGUGGCAGCGCAAAUGAUUGCUUCUAUUGGUUCGGGACAAUACAUCAGUCGCCGUCUCCGAUACGGUGAGGUGAUCAUAUUCGGUUUUGCUAUCUGGACUUUAGGGGCAGGCCUUGCGCUACUAUUUACAAGACAUACUAGUCCAGCCGUUAUCGCUGUGAUACUAGCCAUUGUCGGAACAGGAGUCGGGUGUAUUUUUCAACCUACCCUGAUCGCACUACAGGCACAUUCUCCGAAGAGCCGUCGCGCAGUCAUCAUUUCUAACAGGAAUUUCUAUCGUUGUAUUGGAGGCGCAUGCGGUCUUGCUGUCUCUGCAGCAGUCCUCCAAGCUCAAUUACGCGCUACUCUGCCAACUGCGUACAAGAGCCUUGCGAGCUCAACAUACGUGCUUCCGGAGUCAAUGCGCCAAGUUCCUGCGGUUUUGGAUGCAUACAUGUCAGCUAGUCACAGUGUGUUCAUAUUGCAGGUUCCUUUGAUUGGGCUUUGCUUGCUUGGCACGGCUUUUAUCCGAGACCGAGGGCUUGAGCCAGUGAAGGAUACGUAAAGUGACGGUAUACAAGAUUUGCAGGAGACAAAGACUUAUGGGCACCGCCUCUCUUCCAAGAGAUCUUGUGAAGGGAAUCGGGAUGAAUACUCCAUACCUACCAUGCUCAGGGUGAAGUCACAGGCUGUAGCCAGAACUAUUACAACGGCGCUACUUAUUACACUAAAGGCUGUUACAACAACAUUUAGGAUAUAGUAAAACAUACGUAAUGAAUUUCUUGUUGGGCCCGUGAUAUGCCCAUUGCCAUGGUCUUUUA